GACACGAGUAAAAUUCAAACAACUAUGUGCAGCUUAGAAAGCGCCGACUCAGGGAAACAGCUGCCCCACUCUUACACGGCGAUCAGCCGAUUCGGCGCGGCAGUGACAGCCAGAGACGGUUCCCGCCAAGACAGACCCGAAAGGUCAAGGGGUUAGGAAUCCUCGGAGGAGACGCGUUGUUCCCGUAAGUGGGUUUGAACCUGUGGUGGAGGAAGAAGUGGAGCGACCCGGGCCAUGCGUCACGAGUCCACUGGGCAGUUUGUCACCAGCGCCUCUGAGUCUGGCGUGACUGGUUUCGUGGUGGACACGGAGCCUGUAGAAGAUGAGGCUGUCGGGCCUGUACUUCUCACGCGUGCUUAAUCACUCUUAGUUUUAUGAAGUCUUGGGAAAGAAAAAAAAGAGAAUGCUUGAUGAAACAGUGUCACAGAAAACGAGGCAGGCGUUAGCCUGUGGUAGGUCCUCUUAAUCUGUGUGUUCACGGGUACUAAGUGUGCUGCCCGGCAAUAUAAUCAUCACCAAAGGUUUAGAUUCCAACCAAGUUACUUGGCUUUUGGUUAAUUUUUUUUCCUAUUAAAAAAUUGAAGCAAGAAAAGGAGUGAAUUUACUAAAGACUAAUGUACUCAUAAAACCGGUUUGCCAUGUUAGAAGACACAUUUUGGGAAGAAGACAUCUGGGAAUAUAAAUCUAAAAGAAAACCAAAACCAGCACAGCCAAAUAAUUGUUCUCAAAGUAAUCCAGAAUCUGUUGGAAAAGCAACAGAUGGAAAAUACCGGUCAAAACGAAAAAGGAACAAAAAAGGAACCACAGAAGAUAAAGACAAGCUGAAGGACCACAGGGCGUGCCUUGGAGAAACAGACUGUCAGCUUUCUGUAGGUUCCAGUCAGAAUUCAAGUCAUAGCAAUGAGAUUCCGCAGUCUCAAAGCAAAGAGACUACUCCAAGAAAGCUCAGUAGAACUCAUAGAAACAAACACGUGUCCCCAAAGGUCCGCCCGGUUUAUGAUGGACACUGCCCAAGCUGCCAGAUGCCCUUUUCCUCACUGAUAGGCCAGACGCCCCGGUGGCAUGUGUUUGAGUGUUUGGAUUCUCCACCAAUCUCUGACACAGAGUGUCCCGAGGGUCUUCUAUGUACCUCCACAAUUCCUUCUCAUUAUAAGAAAUACACUCACCUCCUGCUUGCUCAAAGUAGGUCUAGCAAUGAGCCUCUCAGCAGCCCAUCGCUCGUGCUGGCUGGACAUUUCACUGCAGCACAGCCAGACUCUUCUUGUAACCUUGAGGAAAGAUGGCCUGCGCAUCUGAAAACGGAGAACUUAACCAAAGUUUUAGAUGACUCUUUGUUGAUGAUACAGUGUCUACAAACAGCACAGCUUCCAGCUGAAAGCAACAGAAAGAGUCCCUCUUGUAGGAGUUCUCAAACUUCACCAGUUCCACAGCGUCCAGAGUUUGUUGAGAAGGACGAGCCUGUGGGAGGUGGUUUGCCUCUUGCCGAGGACGCAUUAAACAGCCAACGUGGCUCACAGAGCACGAGUUUGCCAUCACCAGGAAAUGACAGUGGUGGCUGUGAGAUCUCCUAUUCUCCACUGCAGAGCGAUGAAGAGACCUAUGACUUAGACCAAGAGCUGGACGAUUCACAGCAGGACCUGUUUUUCACCCAAAGCUCUAAAGACAGCAGCCUAGAAGAAGAAGGCUCUGCCAUGUUUGAAAAAUUCCAUGAUCCCUUCCCAAAGGCAGGAGAGGGCAUCUGCCCCGUGGCAAAAAGCCGGGCUAAGUCCAGUGGAUUGUAUAAAGGUCGUGUUCUGCAUGACUCAUUCCAGCUUCUCUCCUACACACAGAGCAGGCUUUCCCAAGAUGACCUGCCAUCCACAGACGCUGGCUUUCUCUUGUUUUCACCUGCAUUAGCUUCUAACUAUCAAACCACCAAAGCUAAACCUGCUGAGCCAGAAUUUCCCUCACUUGGAUCGAGUCAUCAGAGACAGAAAGCUGAAACAUCAGCUGUUGGCCAUCACACUUCUCUGCCGUUACGUACAAGUGCCGUGUCAAAAGCACUUGGAAAGGAGGGUGGAGAGGGCCUGCCUUUGCACCCCACCCAAAGCCAAGUUAGAGGAUUACAGAGUGCGGGCUCUGGUGCUGCCGUUGCUCCCUCAGAGUGUGCCUGCAGAAAGGCAGAACAGCGUCCACUUCUUGCCAAAUCUUUGAGCAUGUUGCCUCCCAGUCCCAAGUGCAAUGCGAGCCAACCUUCUAAGAAAGUAAUGAAGCAAAUGGAUAUAGGUGUGUUUUUUGGACUACCACCCAAAAGACAAGAAGAGACGUCACCAAGGAAAGGUGCUUUAGAAGGGCCGAAUGUCAAUCCAGUCGUGAGUCCUAAGGAAAAGAGGCCCCGACUGUGUAAGAGGAAAGCAGAACACUCUCUAAGUGACUCAGAAUUGGAUUCAGGGAAUUUAAAUGAGAGUCAGCACUCUAUGGAACUGUUUGGAGAGAGGGCCCAACAUCGAAGAAAGAGACAUAAAAAGUCAAAGUCACCACGGCAAGGGACAGAUCAGAGGAGGUCUGGUCACCUUAUCAAAGAUCCAGAAUUGGGAGCAGUCGGUUUAAAUAAGAGCAAAGCCUUUGUAAGACGGACUCAUGGCAGGCCACAGAGAGGGAACGUGAACAUUUCAGAGUCAUCUGGUGCAAGGGAAGUGAGAACAUGUCCGUUCUAUAAGAGAAUCCCUGGAACUGGCUUCACUGUGGAUGCUUUCCAGUACGGCGAGGUUGCAGGCUGCACGGCCUAUUUCCUCACACAUUUCCAUUCUGAUCAUUACGCUGGCUUGUCCAAGGACUUCACGCUGCCAAUUUACUGUAGUGAGAUAACUGGCAAUUUGUUGAAGAAGAAGCUUCGUGUGCAAGAACAGUACGUCCAUCAGUUGCCGAUGGACACUGAGUGUACAGUGGACGGUGUCAAGGUGGUUUUGCUGGAUGCCAAUCACUGUCCAGGUGCCGUCAUGGUCCUUUUCCGUCUUCCGAACGGCGCUGUCGUACUGCACACUGGAGACUUCCGAGCAGACCCCAGCAUGGAGCGCUCUCUUCUUGCAUGCCAUCAGGUCCACACGCUCUACUUAGACACCACGUACUGCAGCCCAGAGUACACCUUCCCAUCUCAGCAGGAUGUUAUCCAGUUUGCCAUCAACGCGGCCUUCGAGGCUGUAACUCUAAACCCACGUGCUCUCAUUGUCUGUGGCACUUACUGUAUCGGAAAGGAGAAAGUCUUCCUCGCCAUUGCUGAUGUUUUGGGUUCAAAGGUGGGCAUGUCCCAAGAAAAAUAUAAAACUUUGCAGUGCUUCAAUAUACCAGAAGUCAGUUCCCUCAUAACUACAGACAUGUGCAGUACUUUGGUUCACCUCCUCCCAAUGAUGCAAAUUAAUUUUAAGGGCUUACAGAACCAUUUGAAGAAGUGUGGUGGGAAAUACGAUCAGAUUGUGGCUUUCCGACCUACAGGAUGGACACAUUCUAACAGCAUAACUAGCAUAGCGGAUAUUACUCCCCAGACGAAAGGGAAUAUAUCAAUAUAUGGAAUUCCCUAUAGUGAACACAGCAGCUUCCUAGAAAUGAAACGUUUUGUCCAGUGGCUGAAACCACAGAAAAUCAUACCAACUGUAAAUGUUGGCUCCUUUAAGUCUCGGAACACAAUGGAGAAAUACUUUAAAGAGUGGAAAUUGGAAGCUGGAUACUGAUGCUGUCACAGAAGAGUGAGCAGUAGUUACGUUCAGCAGGUGUUAAUAGUUAAGUCUAAACGAACAUGAAAUGUAAUUCUAUGAAAACAAUCUCAGGACUGUUUCUCACUCAUCUUUGAAUAAUAUAUCCAUAGUACUGAAUGCCUUUCAAAAUCCUGAGGGACAGGGGCCUUCCCAGUGCCUUUAAUUCUCCUCUGUGAAGGCAAUAGUCAUCUGCAGCAGCCUAAGGGGAGAAAACCAAAGGGAUUCAUGGUAAUGGAUACUAGAUAAGAAGCAUUAUCUAUGUAAUAUGAAAUAAAAUUUUUAUAUCAUAUGCACUCUUAAAUAAAAAUUAAUAUAGAA
Messenger RNA from Peromyscus maniculatus bairdii (prairie deer mouse), 4049 nucleotides. It is a transcript of the gene Dclre1a, whose product is annotated as DNA cross-link repair 1A. Gene Ontology annotation, biological process: interstrand cross-link repair; double-strand break repair via nonhomologous end joining. Gene Ontology annotation, molecular function: 5'-3' DNA exonuclease activity; damaged DNA binding. The record is from RefSeq and is a predicted model, not a curated record. Lineage: Eukaryota; Metazoa; Chordata; Mammalia; Rodentia; Cricetidae.